AUGGUGAAGGAGGAGUGGAGGAGCCUAGGGGAGAUUCAAUUCAUGGACAAGCUGAAGGCUUUGACGGUACCACUGGGUAGGUGGCAUAGAGAGCACUUUGGAGAUCUAGAUAUGAGGAUUAAUAAGUUUGAAGAAGAGAUCAAGAAAGUUGAUGAUUUGGUGAGCAAUGGAGUAUAUGAUGGAACAACGGAAGCUAGAAGGAAGGCGCUUGUGAGCUCUUGCAAGAAAUGGUAUAUCAGAAAGGAAAUACAUUGGAAGCAGAUGUCACGGUCCAGGCAUGCUAAGGAGAUGGAUAAAAACACUAGAUAUUUCCACAAUUUAGCCUCGGCUUGUAGGAGGAACAAUCGGAUUGAUGCCUUAAGAAUCCAUGGCCGACUAGAGACAUCACCAAAUAUUGGUUUUCGGGAAGGGCUGGUAAGGCAAAUAAAUGAGGACGAGGCAACAGAGCUGGAGAUGAUGCCGAGUGUUGAAGAAAUAAGGUCUGCAGUGUGGGAUUAUGAGUCAACAAAAGCUCCAAGAAGCGAUUGGUAUAACAUGAAUUUUAUCAAGAAGUGUUGGGCAGAAGUUGGGAGGGAUUUCACGGGAGCAGUGAUGGGGUUCUUCUAA
Messenger RNA from Arachis ipaensis, 606 nucleotides. RefSeq lists its product as uncharacterized. The record is from RefSeq and is a predicted model, not a curated record. NCBI's taxonomy places the organism in Eukaryota, Viridiplantae, Streptophyta, Magnoliopsida, Fabales, Fabaceae.